Molecule: messenger RNA, 537 nt
Organism: Rotaria socialis
Lineage: Eukaryota; Metazoa; Rotifera; Eurotatoria; Philodinida; Philodinidae
Source: the annotation of a GenBank genome assembly
AUGGGAUUUUUAUUUUCGAAAUUAUGGACUUUAUUUGGAAAUGAAGAACAUAAAAUAAUAAUCGUUGGUCUCGAUAAUGCUGGUAAAACAACAAUCUUAUAUCAAUUUUUAAUGAAUGAAGUUGUUCAUACAUCGCCCACAAUUGGUUCGAAUGUUGAAGAAGUCGUUUUUAAAAAUAUACAUUUUUUAAUGAUGGACAUUGGUGGACAAGAAUCGUUACGGUCAUCUUGGCAAACAUAUUUUUCUCAUACUGGAUAUGUCAUAUUAGUUGUCGAUAGUACAGAUCGUGAACGUUUACCAUUGACAAAACAAGAACUAUUUCGUAUGUUACAAAGUGAAGAAUUACGUACAGCAGCUGUUUUGAUAUUUGCCAACAAACAAGAUAUUAAAGAUGCAAUGACAUCAGCUGAAAUAUCAAAACAAUUAUGUUUAACAUCGAUUAAAGAUCAAGCAUGGCAUAUACAAGCAUGUUGUGCUUUGACAGGAGAGGGUCUAUAUCAAGGCUUAGAUUGGAUUGCUUCUAGAGUUAAACGAUGA